Messenger RNA from Dothidotthia symphoricarpi CBS 119687, 729 nucleotides. RefSeq lists its product as uncharacterized. The record is from RefSeq and is a predicted model, not a curated record. NCBI's taxonomy places the organism in Eukaryota, Fungi, Ascomycota, Dothideomycetes, Pleosporales, Dothidotthiaceae. The coding region runs from base 1 to 729 and encodes 242 amino acids. The transcript has 4 exons.
AUGCCCAUCCGUAAUCCUUUUCGCCGCGCUGGCCCUGCCGAAGUCAACGAGGAGGCCCAGCGGAGCAAUGCGGAGAACGAGUUCAAGAACACCGCAGUCUCGGGCGCAAAGCCACUGCACGUCGACACGCCCUCGGAAUACAAACUGAGUGAGAUUAACGACAGCGGAGUGUACCUGCCGCCGUCGCCCACACAGGAGAAGCCCGCCUUCUGGCAUUCCAAGUCCAACACAUCGACGACGUCCUCGAACCACCGGAGCAUGCUCAGCGAGAACGAGCCGUUCAACAUUUCGCGCGAGAGUUUCGACUCCUACAGGCGGUCAUUUGACAUCUCGGCCCGUUCUCCCAUGCAGGAUAUCCUCGGCGAGACAUACCCGCGCCAGUCACUCGACGCGCGACGCUCAGUAGACACGCGCCGCUCUCUGGAUGUCCGCCGCUCGCGCGCUACACCGCGCUCGUCGAUGCAACAACACCGCCCUAACAGCGCGAACCCGGUGCCUGAGGAGGGAUUCGAGGACGUUGGCCUGAAUGACGAGUCGAAGCCCGUGCCCCAGAAGAAGCGCAGCAUCUUUGCCCGCUUCGGAGACAACAGCAGCAACGACAAGCAGGAAGAGCGCCCGACGUCAGGCCACCACUUCUCGCUGACGGGGCGGAAGAGAGCGGAAAGCGGCGGUGCGGAGCUGAAGCCCAUGUCGAAGGGAUCGUCGGAGACGCCCGUUGAGUCGCGGUAA